AUGAUCCCGAUUCCGAUGAACCUGGAUAUCGAGCAAGUCUGCGGCGUUUCCAGCAACGCCGACGCCGAGGCACCCGAGGCAGAGGCCAAGGUAUCACGACAAUCCCAGGCGGACAAGGAAAGCAAGCCCAAGAAACGGCAGCGAAACGGUUCCCCGGCGAAGUCGAAUGAGGACGAUGAAGAGGACGGCGGCCUGCUAGUCGAGUACCCAGACCCGGCUCCAUCAGCACCCACGCGCGGCCAGGACUUCGGGCCGGCGUUUCCGUCAGCAUUCCGGCGCUUCUCCGAGCUUGUCCGCGACUAUAUCCCUGAGUCAUAUGAGGACAACGACGCCGAAUAUGACGAGGAGGAUAACCUGGGCAAGGAGGACUUCCUGGGCGAGGAAGAGUUCCUGGGAGUGGAUGUUGACGGCGACUUCGUGGCGGAGCUGGAGAAGGAGUUGGAGCAAGAACUCAGCGGCCUCGAUAUGGAAGAUGCAGAGAGCGAAGUUAGUGAGGACGAUGGCAUUGACUACAACAUGGAGAUGAAGGACGAAAAGCCUGAAGCCGUCAUCCCUCUGGCCACAGUAGCCUCCGUAUCACAUGGACGGAGCAACAAAUCGCCCAGGGGCAGCAAUACAGACAGCGUGUCCGACUGUCCUCUCCAUGGAAUGUCCACGACUGCACGACUGCCGCCGCCUAUCAGCCAUACCAGCGUUGGAACUGCAGCCCCUGUUCAGGAACGCCCCAAGCGCAGCAGCAUCCAGUCUUGCCCCUGCAAUACAGAGUCGGAGCCACUUAACUUGAGCGCUUCGCCGCAGGAGAUGCAUUUGGAAGAAUCGGAUGACCUGGACCACACCGACUCUGGCCAUCAGGCCAAUGAGUCAUAUCCUCACCCGGGAUCCAACGCGACGUACACGCUUGGAGUGGACCUUCGGAAGCGCGUAUAUAAUCGAUUCAGCUCUGGAACCCGGAUGUGGCUUGUCGAGCGUCUGAAAGCAAGUACUCGCAGCAUAUAUGAACCGUCAGAACUGGAAACCGUGGCUGAUACCAUGCUCGUGCUCGCCCUUGUCAAAGCCUGCUUUGCCCAGCGCUACAGGCAGGUGGAAGAACAUGUUGGUUUGAUCUUGGACAAUUGGCAGAACCAGAAGACGAUUCUGGAUGACCUCAUAAUGCGAAUGGUGGGCGAAGAUGAUGAUGAUCGAGAAGAACGCGAUGAAUUUUUGUCCACGGAUCUACUUGAACUACUGUCGUUAUGA
Messenger RNA from Diaporthe batatas, 1236 nucleotides. RefSeq lists its product as uncharacterized. Bases 1 to 1236 code for a protein of 411 amino acids. The transcript is spliced from 2 exons. The record is from RefSeq and is a predicted model, not a curated record. Lineage: Eukaryota; Fungi; Ascomycota; Sordariomycetes; Diaporthales; Diaporthaceae.